Messenger RNA from Dicentrarchus labrax (European seabass), 2553 nucleotides. RefSeq names its product E3 ubiquitin-protein ligase TRIM35. The coding region runs from base 369 to 1688 and encodes 439 amino acids. The record is from RefSeq and is a predicted model, not a curated record. Gene Ontology annotation, molecular function: zinc ion binding. The transcript has a single exon. Lineage: Eukaryota; Metazoa; Chordata; Actinopteri; Moronidae.
CGACUAACAAAAGCCUCAUAACUGCGAGGACGGCAACCAGAGCGAACAGCAGAAAUCCAGGAAACUUCAACGAGCUGCUGAUUCCAGGAUUAAACAUUUUGAGAAGUUUCUCGAGGAGCAGAAAUUGGAUUUUCUGUCCCAAACCUGUCAAGGUAUUUUUUCUUCUACACGCUGAGAUUCUUCUUUAGGAUUUUUUCUCAUCUCCAUCAAGAGCCCAGUCUGUGUUAGUAACUGUUUCUGUUGAGCUUGUUGAGACAUUAUAUGCCAUACUGGGCUGUAUACAGAUAUCUGACUGCGAGUGGAGGCCUCAUUGACAGUUUCGACUUGUUUAAGCUGUUUGCUGUAGCUGCUAGGACAACUGUGAAAUAAUGGCUUCUCGGCCAGAGGAGAAUCUCUACUGUCCUAUCUGCCUUAAGAUUUUUCAAAAUCCUGUCCUCCUGUCAUGCAGCCACAGUUUCUGCAAAGCCUGUCUUCAGACAUGGUGGACAGAAAAAACGAUUCUUGAGUGUCCACUUUGUAAGAGAAGAUCUUUAGAUAAGGAUCCACCUCAAAACUUGGCACUAAAGAACCUGUGUGAAGCCCUUUUACUGGAGGGAACUGAGAGACUUUCAAUACGGUCUGAGGCUCUCUGCAGUCUGCACUCGGAGAAUCUCAGACUCUUCUGUCUGGACCAUCAGCAGCUACUGUGUGUCAUCUGUCUGCACUCAGAAACACACAACACCCACACCAUCAGACCCAUCGAGGAAGCAGCUCGGGAUUGCAAAGAGGGACUUCAGGAAUUCCUGCAGGUCUUACGAGAGAAAUUGGAGCACUUCAAAGACACUAAAGGAAACCUUGAUCAAACAGCUCAAGACAUCGAAGUUCAGGCUCAAGACACUAAGAGGCAAAUUAAGGAUGUGUUCUUGACGUUUCAGAAGUUUCUCAAAGAGGAAGAGGAGGCAAGGAUUGGUGCAGUGAGGGAGGAAAAGAAUCAGAAGAGCGAGAUGAUGAAAACAGAGAGUGAAGCUUUGAGAACAGAGAUAACAGAUCUUUCUGACACAAUCAGAGUCGCAGACGAGGUGCUGCAAGCUGAAGAUAUCUCAUUCCUGCAGAGCUACAAGACCACAGCUGAACUAGUCCAAAAUUUCCAGUUGGAUGUCCCGCAGCAGACACCAGAAGCUCUAGAUGUGGACAAACAUCUGCACAACCUGUCCUUUAAAAUCUUGGACAGUAUAAAGAAGAAGGUUUCCCCGACCCAGCCCCCAAAACCCCCACCCCACCACAAACCACUACAACCAUACUCCAAACCAUCACCACAAUCACCACCAGCACCACCAGCACCAAAAAUUUCAGAAGCCACUUUGAGAAGACUGAGGAGACAAAAUGUUGAACUAAUGAACAAGAACCGUUAUGAGGAGACUGGAGUCUGUAGUACAUCCAAGGGUGGAGCUGUGUCCAGGAGGCCAUUAAAACUUGGGGCACCGAGUUGGAAUACAAAAGUAAUCAGCAAGAAAAAUCCUGUUCCACACAGCUAUGAUCCAAAUUAUCAAGGAUUUGCCUAUCCCCCACGGCCAGCUCUUAUUAUUUUGGUUACCCAUAUGAUAUACCCCCACUUCCCCAACUUCCCACUCUGCCCACUCUGCCAACAUCAUAUUACUCCACCAAUACUGCCUACUCACCACGGAGAUAAGCUGUUUUUAUGGAUGUAGCAUUGGCCAAUAUCACUGUAGUGAUAACCGAGGACGAAUAGCUGCUGCAGUGCUGUAGCUAAUAAACUAAACAUCACAUGAAUUUGUAAAUGAAUCUUUCUGUGGGAAACAGACUGUGUUCUGACAGCACAACACAAACAUCUCAGACCACCUUUUCCAGGUGAGCUCCGGUAUAGUUUCUUGGUCUGAAAUAGGGUUCGGGGGGAAAAGCAUUCACAACGGUAAUGCUAAUGGUAAUUAGUCUUGGAUUCAGACUGAACUUCCAGUGUGAAAACCAACAAGACCUGGACUGAAGCAGCUUUGUUAGAAGUAGGAAAAAAAAGAACACCAAAAGCAAAAAUACAUUGAAGUCAAAAAUGAAAUGUGUUUAUAUUGACUCAUAUCUUUUCUUAUUCAGUGUUUUUUUCAGCUAAAGAGGUAAAAUAAUUCAUAUUUCUUUCCAAAUGACUCCUUUAUUCAUUCUGUUCUGUUGGUCAUUUUUGUGAACGUGUGUGGACAAAGGUGGAGAUCUGACAUUCAGACUUUAGAUAUUUUUGCUGAAUUAAAUGUUUCUGUACUGUUUUGUAUUGAUGGCACACAGCUGUUCUUUAGAGAGGCUUAUUAUUUUUAUUAUUAUUAUUAUCAUUAUUAUUAUUAUCAUUAUUAUUAUUAUUAUCAUCAUCAUCAUCAUCAUCAUCAUCAUCAUUAUUAUUAUUUUUAUUAUUAUUAUUAUCAUUAUUAUUAUUAUUAUUAUUAUCAUCAUCAUCAUUAUUAUUAUUAUUAUUAUUAUUAUUAUUAUUAUGCUUACUGGGGGUGGACAAAAUAAUAAAACCAGCUGAUAACAACAAUGCAAAAAUCAAUAAAAAAUAAAGUGAAAUUUACUUAA